Molecule: messenger RNA, 567 nt
Organism: Drosophila melanogaster (fruit fly)
Lineage: Eukaryota; Metazoa; Arthropoda; Insecta; Diptera; Drosophilidae
Exons: 2
Coding region: 1-567 (188 amino acids)
Source: RefSeq, marked reviewed
AUGGAAAUGUAUUUUAGGCAUCAUUAUUCGCUCGACAUCAGCAUUGAAAUGUUGAAAGUUUGCACUCUUGUCUCCAUCAUAUUUGUCCACAAACUGGCUAUCACAGGGGCAGCGGGAAAGUCCAAUUUCAGUCCGACGUAUUUUGAAAACUUCACCUUAGAAAUUCAAAACAACACAUUGUUUAUGGAUAUGACCACCUCCAAGCCGAUUCACCGCGGUCUCAAGGUCCUCCUCAACACUCAGAUCAGCCUUGACAAAGGCAGGAGCUAUCAACGCCUUUUCGCCCAUAUCUUGGACACCUGUGGUGUGGUUUCCUCGGUGAGGGGAAACCUCUUUAAGAGCUGGUUCGAUAGUAUGCUGAAGCACGGGAACUUCAUGGUCAACUGCCCUGUUCCCGCUGGUCACUACUUUUUGAGAGAUUGGAAGCUGGACUCCCACUUGGUUCCUCACUAUAUGCUUCCAGGAGAUUAUUGUAUCACUGCUCACUUUUUCUUUGGUAAGCACAAGUCAAAGCAAGAGGAAUUUUUUCUCGACUUGGAGGUCUAUGCCCUUUUAAAAGCAUCCUAG